Molecule: messenger RNA, 2207 nt
Organism: Asterias rubens (European starfish)
Lineage: Eukaryota; Metazoa; Echinodermata; Asteroidea; Forcipulatida; Asteriidae
Exons: 1
Coding region: 165-1940 (591 amino acids)
Biological process (GO): cell-cell adhesion
Cellular component (GO): cell-cell junction
Molecular function (GO): cell adhesion molecule binding
Source: RefSeq, a predicted model, not a curated record
UUUUAACUGGAUGAAAAAUGACGAUGUAUAUUCCGAUGUAUAGAGUAUUACUAUAAAAGUGUUGUAGGAAGAAACAUUCACAAACAUUCUGAUACUUGGUUCACCAAUAACUGUGUUAAACUUUUACGUUGUAACAUAGUGCUGGCUUACAAGACGUGUGAAUAAUGGAGAUUACAAAGUUGUGUAUAUUUAUGAGCAUUGUCUUAACCACAUUGAUCUGUAAGGCAGAAUCCGCGUAUUUCGAUGAGCACCCUAUGAAUGUUACAGUCACCGAGGGGAGCAAUGUUACAUUCACAUGUAGAUCACAAUAUUUAUCAUCAUGUCGAUAUUAUAGCUUCAGUUGGCAAAGACAACUUAAUCAACAUGAUGACGUCGAGCAAAUGUCUAGUUGUUUCAGUGCUACACCAGCAGGACGUACCGGGAUAGUUGUAAAGCAGGACGGCCACCGAUAUCGUUUGCAUAUCAGUAACGUCCAGCGAGAUGAUACUGGGACUUAUUGGUGUAGUUUAUAUGAUCCACAUACAAUGAAGUACCAAAUUAGUGAGGACGCUUUAUUGACAGUAAAUCCACUCCUCCCUCAGUAUAAACCUUCUUGUAAUAUCAACCCAAUGCUUGCAAGAGUCGGUGAUACCAUCUCGUUGGAAUGCACUCUCUCCGAACUGGAUCCCCCGAGCCUGUUGACCUGGUACGAAUCCACAUCAACCGGUCCCAUCCAAAUUGAAGAUCGAACAGAAGUCAAUCCAGCUGAGACGUAUCCAGUUGACCGUGUGCUGACUGAGGCUGACAACAUGAGGGAUUUUACUUGUAUAGCUGGUCCUGAUUACAGUGGUCCAAGUUGCUCCAUUACGCCUCUCCAGAUAUCACCGACUGUCUCAAUCUCACCCUCUCACCUGACGCUUCAUGAACAUGAGAACGCAACAUUCACAUGUGAAUUUAAGUCUACACCGCGAUCGAUGGCGAACGAAUACAAAUGGCGUGUGCUCCAGUCGGACAAAGAUAAGAUAAGGGUUAGCAAUGACACAAUACAUAGACACGACGGGCGAUUUCAACUUGCCCAAGAUGGACAAACUCUCGAGAUUAUCAAUGUAACGCCUGAAGAUUUCAACAACUCUCAGAUCAAAUGCAUUGCACGUCUAGAUGAUACACUAUUCCCAAGCGCCAAUAAUUCGCUGCUGUUCGUCUUGCCUUUGUCCACAACAACACCAAGGGCAGUGACAGUUUCGGAUACCGAAACAGACGGUGAUGAAUCUGUCCCCGACACUGACAACAAUACCCUUCCAAAAGAAUCAAACUUUAUAGUUAUGGUUGUUGGAGUUCUGGGUUCAAUUGUCUUUCUGAUAAUCAUAACUCUGAUCGUAUGCUUCCUGAUCAAAUACAAACCAAACUCCACCAAACCAGGCCAGACGGCAGCUGCAACACACGAACAGGUUGAGACCGGCGGGAGUCAAAAUGAUCAAACGUACGACGAAAUCCCAUUGGAUGUAGCAAGAGAUCGGAACGCCAGGAUGCAGAUUAGUGCUACGAACGGGGCUGAAGUAUUAUACGCGUGCGCCGAUAAGACUGGACGUAACGAAAUCAAGAGAUAUGCCGUAACUGCUCCAUCAGCAACUAGUAAAGAUGUCACAGUUACCAAGGUAGACAGCGUGGGUGGGGAGGUGGGAAGUGCAAGGGACCAUGCAAUCUACGCAAUGCCGAACAAGCCUGCAAAGACCGGGAACCACCCAGACAAGACUGACCAUCACAGAGUCAACCUACCAACAGAUAAUACCGGCAAGGAAACAAACACACCCAUUGCAGACGAUUUCGAGUCACGCGGGAAAGACGCCGAAGGACUGGUUUAUGCGGACUUGGACUUCCCGCGCCCCUCAUCAGCAAUAAGCACGGCAGCACUUCAAUCGGAUGAGCAGAGUGAGUAUGCUGAACUCCGUCGGGAUAAAUAAAUACUAAUUGUGAAACGUGAAGUUUUUAUAUGGGACUGUUUUGUGGUUCUGCUUAUCGUAAUUUAACAAUCAAUGCAGGGAAUUCCGCCGCCCGCGCAUACGUCAAGCGUAAACCACGGGUUAGCGGGGAGUUUCUGUAAGUGACGUGUGUCGUUACCCUGCAUAUUUUAAUAUGCAUAGUAACGUUGAGCACACACAAAGCCAUUAUACAGUUUCGGAACGGAAAACAAAAUAAAAGAUGACAUAUUUACAAAUAACUUACAGGGU